This is a messenger RNA of Vidua chalybeata, 2406 nucleotides long. It is a transcript of the gene RAD51D, whose product is annotated as RAD51 paralog D. Gene Ontology annotation, cellular component: centrosome; replication fork; Rad51B-Rad51C-Rad51D-XRCC2 complex. Gene Ontology annotation, biological process: DNA strand invasion; telomere maintenance; reciprocal meiotic recombination. Bases 380 to 1354 code for a protein of 324 amino acids. The record is from RefSeq and is a predicted model, not a curated record. NCBI's taxonomy places the organism in Eukaryota, Metazoa, Chordata, Aves, Passeriformes, Viduidae. The transcript has 11 exons. Gene Ontology annotation, molecular function: ATP-dependent DNA damage sensor activity; four-way junction DNA binding; ATP binding.
CCCUGGUCUCACUGAAGACAUGAUCCAGCUUCUCAGGGCCAAUGGCAUCAGAACGGGUCCUCCUGGGUGGAUACUGUGAGUAAGGACUUAUUCAAAGGAGCAGGAGAGUGUAAGGACAUGGUAAGAGAUGCCUGCAGAGGCUCAUUGAGGAUUGAUCAAUUUUGGCUUUUUUGUGGUAUUUCAGGAGGGUUUAUGCAGUUUUCCCUCUGAAAAAUGCCCGACUUCUUGGAAUGCUGUACCCUGGGCACCUCCUGCCCUUAGAGGGGAAGGAAAAGGUGCUGGGCAGCUCUUGAGCAGCUCUUGAGCUCUUGAGGGAAAAUUUUUACCAGCUUCUCUCUCUGCUCUGUUUUGCAAGAAACAAUUUGUUCUGUGAUGAGUGAUGGGGCCAUCUCAGAGGACAAACUCCUCCACUCACAGUGUUGACAGAGGGCACAGCCACUUUGCUUUGGUGGACUUUGUGUCGUCAGACCUGGAGGAUGUUGCCCAAAAGUGUUCCCUGUCUUACAAGGCGCUGGUCGCAGUCAGACGUGUGCUCCUGGCCCAGUUCUCUGCCUUCCCUGCCAACGGAGCAGACCUCUACGAGGAGCUCAAGAGUUCCACUGCCAUCUUGCCCACUGGCAGCCCAAGCCUGGACCAGCUGCUGGACUCAGGGCUGUACACAGGGGAAGUGACAGAGCUCAUGGGAGCAGCGGGCACUGGGAAGACGCAGGUGUGCCUGGGCAUUGCAGCCAGUGUGUCCCUGGGGCUCAAGCAGCAUGUCCUGUUUCUCGACUCCACGGGGGGUUUCACUGCCUCCCGUCUCUACCAGAUGCUCCGAGCCCAGACAGAGGAUGAGGAAGAGCAGCUGGAGGCUCUGCAGCGGGUCCAGGUAGAACGUGUGUUCAACAUCUACGAGGUGCUGAGUGCCUUGCAGGAGCUGCGGGAUCGCCUCUGCCAGCAGGUUGUGAGCUCCAUGGGACCUCUCAAGGUGGUGGUGCUGGACUCGGUGUCGGCUGUGAUUUACCCUCUGCUGGGUGGCAGGCAGUCAGAGGGUUUGGCCCUCAUGAUGCAGCUCUCCAGGGAGCUGAAGACCUUGGCCAGGGAGUUCAGCCUUGCUGUUGUGGUGACCAACCAGGUGACAAGGGACAGCAGCACUGGCCCACUGAAGCCAGCCCUCGGCCGCUCCUGGAGUUUCGUGCCCAGCACCCGGGUGCUGCUGGAGAGCAAAGAAGCCACGUGGGAGAAAUCCAGCACACAACGUGCUGCUUCCCUGGCAAAGUCACCCCGGCAGCCAACAGGGAUCCAGGUGGAGCUGGACAUUAGAAAUGGUGACGUGUUGGAACCGAGCCUGGUGACACCCACACAGGGACUCUGAUGGCAUGGAAAAGCAAAUGUCACAAGGUUCAAGAGAGCUGCACAAAAGCAGGCAAGCACUGAAGGUUUUACAAACUGACUGAGAAUCCUGCAGCCCUGGGAAGGAGCAAAAAGAAAAAUCUUUUGUUCUGCCCAAUGGAAAAACUCACUGUGGGGUUCCUUGGAGCCCUCUGUGCCUGCAGUGGCUGGGCUGUGAGGGCAGCAGGACAGCCAGGUUCUGCCCUCUGCUGCAGGCUUGUGUUCACCCCCCAGAGCCAGCCCUGUGCUCAGGUGUUGUUGGGAUCAGCUGCCCUGUCCCUGCACAACCCCACAACUCCUCCUCGUGCUGGUUGAGUUCCCCCCGUGGCUCCCUGCCCUCUGCUCCUGGAGUUCUGCUCAUCCUUGGGCCCACAGUGGGCUUGGUUCAGAAAUAAAAGAAAAAAAAGCUGUUGUACAUUGCUGUGGUUGUUGAGAGCUGGAAUUCAAUUAAUGACAGCUGCUCUGAACUUAAUUAAAAUGUUGAGCAGGACUGAGGAGGGACAGGCUGCUGAUGAGCAGGGACUUAAUGAGAUGCUUGAUCUUCCCUUCUCCCCAGAGUACCACCAAGCCCUGUGGGGACCUGCUGGUGUUUUUGGGGCACAGCUGGACUGUGUAAAGGCUUGCUGAUAACUGAUGGAGGUUCUGAUCUGGAUCAGCUGAGGCAGAUGGGUCCUGGCUGGCACCAGCUGGCCCUGCUGGAUGCUCAAGGACCUAUUCAAUUGCAUGUGGUGAUGUUUAAAAUAAUCUUCCCGUGCUCCAGUGCUUUCCAGCUGCUCUUGUGUGCUCUUGGCAACCUCCUGAGGAGAGGGGAGGCUUGGAUGUGGAGUUUCCUCUUGAUCCCAGAUGUUUCAGAUACCCUCAAUUUAAGAGACUUCCUUGGCAGGUGAGCUGAGCCAUGGCUUGCACUUCAAGGCAGCUGAUGGAGAAUUUGGGGGCUGGGACUAAUUAGGGUAUGCUCAUUAAACUAAUGACACAGCACCACAGCUGCUGGAGCCCUCUAAGGCUGUGCUUGGCACAUUAAAUACAUAAUUUUUA